CAGAUAAAAGUUCCAAGAUGCCGGGGCGGUCAAACUCAGGUUCCACUGGCUUCAUCUCCUUCAGUGGCGUAGAAUCUGCCCUCUCCUCCUUAAAAAACUUCCAGUCCUGUAUCAGCUCCGGAAUGGAUGCCGCCUCUCACGUGGCUUUGGAUCUUGUGGAGACUCAGACUGAAGUGAGUAGUGAAUACAGUAUGGACAAGGCGAUGGUUGAGUUUGCUGUAAUGGAUCGGGAGCUAAAGGCUGUCCAGUCUGCAAUAAAUCAUGUCAAAGAAGACCGUCCAGAAAAUGUACCAGAUUUAAAACUACUGGUGGAAAGGAAAUUUGUGGCAUUGCAGAAUAAGAAUUCUGAGGCAGACUUUCAAAAUAAUGAGAAGUUUGUGCAAUACAAGCAACAGCUGAAAGAACUUAAGAAGCAGUAUGGCCUUCCAGCAGACAGAGAGGCGGAUGGGACAGAAGGAGUUGACGUAGAUAUGAUUGUCACCCAAAGCCAGACCAACUUCAUCUGCCCUGUCACACAGUUGAAAAUGAAGAGGCCAGUAAAAAAUAAAGUCUGCGGCCACACCUACGAAGAGGAGGCCAUUGUCCGCAUCGUGGACUCCAAGCGCCGGAGGACCAAGAAGGCCUGUUGCCCUAAGAUCGGCUGCAGCCACACGGACGUGAGGAUGUCAGACCUGGUCCGGGACGAGGCGCUCCGCAGGGCCAUAGAGAGCCGCCACAAGAGGAGAAGCCGGUGUGUGGAGUAG
Echinops telfairi (small Madagascar hedgehog) is the source of this 743-nucleotide messenger RNA. RefSeq names its product E3 SUMO-protein ligase NSE2-like. Bases 18 to 743 code for a protein of 241 amino acids. The transcript has a single exon. Gene Ontology annotation, cellular component: Smc5-Smc6 complex; nucleus. The record is from RefSeq and is a predicted model, not a curated record. NCBI's taxonomy places the organism in Eukaryota, Metazoa, Chordata, Mammalia, Afrosoricida, Tenrecidae. Gene Ontology annotation, molecular function: zinc ion binding; SUMO ligase activity. Gene Ontology annotation, biological process: double-strand break repair via homologous recombination; protein sumoylation.